AAAUAAAAAAUUAAGUUUAAUAGUUGUUUUAUUUUGCUCUCUUCGUCUUCUUCUUUCUUUAGUUCGUUGGUUGCAUUGCAGAAGAAGAAUGCUUUUUGUCACCUACUCUCUCUUUUUUGUAGUCUCUCUCUAGUCUUUUCUCUUUGAAGAUAUAAACCCACAAAACAGCUCUCUUUCUCUCUUUGUCUCUCUCUUGUGUUUAAGUAUCGUCGUUGUUGAAGAUGGAGAGAUACAAGUGUAGAUUUUGCUUCAAGAGCUUUGUCAAUGGAAGAGCUUUAGGUGGUCAUAUGAGAUCUCACAUGCUUACUCUUUCUGAAAAACCUCAACUUUACGAGUUAAUAAGUUGUGAGCAACAACAAGAAGAGGAGCGGCCGAGUCAACUCAGUGACGACGAUACAGAGUCGGAUGAUGCUUCUUCUUCGUCUGAUCAUUUAAAGAGGAAUCGUAGUAGUACUCAUGAUGAUGGAUUGGAGUUUGAUUUUGCGGAAGACGACGACGACGACGUUGAAAGCGAAACCGAGUCUUCGAAGAUUAAUAACCCAACUCGGCGACGAUCUAAACGGACUCGGAAACUUGGAUCGUUCGAUUUCGACGACUUUAAGAAGCUUGAAACAGAGCAUCACAAUCACAGCUCAGCUUCUGAUACAACGACAGAGGAAGAUCUCGCCUUUUGUCUUAUUAUGCUAUCUAGAGACAAAUGGAAGCAACACAACAAGAAGAAGAAGACGACAAAGACACGUGUUGAAGAAGAAGAAGGUGACGAGACAGAUCAUGAAUGCGAAGAUUACAAAUCGAGCAAGAACAGAGGAGGAGGAGGAGGAAGAGGUAGAUUCAAGUGUGAGACUUGUGGUAAAGAGUUUAAAUCGUAUCAAGCAUUAGGAGGACAUAGAGCAAGCCACAAGAAGAACAAAUUAGCAUGCACGACGAAAACAGAGCAAGCUAAAACAGAGUAUGUUCAUGGAGUUGGAGUCAUUACGGAGAAGAGAGUUCAUGAAUGUCCGAUCUGUUUUAGGGUUUUCACUUCAGGACAAGCACUUGGAGGUCAUAAGAGAUCUCACGGAAGCAGUAUUGGAACAGGAAGAUUGAAUGUAAAUCGAAUUGUUCGAAUCCAUAACGAAGAAGAAGUAACGAUGAAACAGGGGACGAUUGAUCUUAAUCUUCCUGCACCUAAUGAAGAAGAUGAAACCUCUUUGGUGUUCGAUGAAUGGUGAUAAAAAAGUAACAGACUUUGCGUGAUUCGGUUUGNU
Camelina sativa (false flax) is the source of this 1247-nucleotide messenger RNA. Its product is annotated as zinc finger protein ZAT4. Gene Ontology annotation, biological process: regulation of DNA-templated transcription. The record is from RefSeq and is a predicted model, not a curated record. NCBI's taxonomy places the organism in Eukaryota, Viridiplantae, Streptophyta, Magnoliopsida, Brassicales, Brassicaceae.